This is a messenger RNA of Linum tenue, 1555 nucleotides long. The record is from the annotation of a GenBank genome assembly. Lineage: Eukaryota; Viridiplantae; Streptophyta; Magnoliopsida; Malpighiales; Linaceae.
UAUAAACCCACCAAUUCAUCACUCCUCUAUAAAUCAAAUCCAUAUGCCACAUUUAUAUAUAACCCAAUUCACUACUUAUUCAAAACCACUAAUUCGUAACACUCGCUAUAUUGACAUAUCUACCCCAACUCUACUAUAUAUACCUAUUUAUCAAAAGGGAAUCCACAUCCUCAUCCAACAUUUAUAUGCUUCCUUUGGUGUCUGUACUUUUGGAGAUGGUUUCAAGGCGUGUUUGGGUGGCCGCCGCCGCCGCCACCGCGCUGAUGGUAAUGGCGAGAUUGUCGUCGUUUGCGGACGGGGAAAAGGCGGUGCCGUGCUAUUACAUCUUCGGAGACUCCUUGGCCGACAGUGGCAACAACAACAUGCUCCAAACCGUUGCCAAAGUCGACUACUCGCCUUAUGGGGUUGAUUUCCCCCGCGGUCCAACCGGACGGUUCACUAACGGCCGCAACAUCGUCGAUUUCUUCGGGCCCACAGCUAAUUUGUCUUUCACUUUUUUUGCAAGUCCAGCUGAGUACUUGGGCUUUGAGUGUCCCAUCCCCCCAUUUGCAACCGCCACCGACGUCGACACUCUGACCGGCGUGAAUUAUGCGUCGGGCUCCGCCGGGAUCCUCCAACAAACAGGGGCGCAACUGGGCCAGCGAAUUCCCUUGGACGUACAAUUGGACAACCAUGGAGUCUCCGUUUCCGCGCUCGCCAAGAUCACCGGCGCCGCCGCCGCCUCCCGCCACCUGGGGCAGUGCUUAUACACCCUCGGCGCCGGCAACAACGAUUUCCUCAACAAUUACUUCCGCCCCGAGUUUUAUCCCACCAGCCGCACUUACACCGUCAAACGAUUCACAGCCCUGCUCGCUAACCGAUACGCGCAGCAGCUUCAGAGACUGUACGGGCUUGGGGCGAGGAAAAUCGGCGUGUUUGCGUUGGGCCAGAUUGGAUGCGUUCCUUUUGCGAUCCGUCGCUACGGUAACAACGGGUCGGCUUCUGGAUGCGCCGAGGCGCUAAACGACGCCGCCGCGCUGUUCAACGUCCGGCUGAAAUCGGCGAUUAAUCGUCUUCAGGCAAAACUCACCGAUGCCCAAUUCGUUUACAUCGGGUCUGGAUCCGACAUGUUAAUGAUGGUCAGGCAGAAAAAUUCGACUACCGUCACCGAGCUCAAGGCGCUGGAGGUGGUGGAUUGCGCUUGCUGCACCGUGGAGGUGAGCAGCGGACAAUGCGUCCCCGACAAAGCUCCGUGUCCCGACAGGUCGAGUUAUGUUUUUUGGGACUGGUUCCAUCCGACGGAGGCUCUGAAUUCGGUGACGGCGGCUGCGGCGUUCGAGGCGGUGCGACCAUUGGUGGCUCAUUCAUCAUCAGUUGGGGAAAGUAGUAUGCUUCGCCUGGCGGCUGCGGUUCAGGCGAUGUGAGCUGAUCAUACGCCUGGUCAAGGACAUACAUGAAUUAACUAAGAAUAAAAGCUUGUUCUCUAGUCCUAUGAGAGCAAUUUCGUUUUAUAUAUUUUCCUUGUUCUUCUCUAGUCUGCUGUGAUCGUUAUAUAUAUACACAUGUAAUUAUAGUU